GUUAGACGUUAAUUGGUGUGGGGGCGGGAAGGUGAUAAAUGUUAUGAGAGGGUAGGAGAAAUAUAGAGUUUUGUGUUGCUCUCGUUUCGUGCACUUCUACGGUCUCACUUAUAUUGACCAUCACGUUCACAUUUCGAUAUGAAUAAUCCUUCACAAUCCAUGGGAGUUGGGCAACCGCACCAUCAAAUUAAUCACACAAGACCAUUUUUCUAUGUUCAACCACCAACUCAACCUUAUUAUAAUAUGCAUCAUUGGAAUAUGAACCUGUAUGGCCAACCUUCAUCAGCUAUGCCGUAUGGUCGUCCAUAUAUGGCUCCAUAUCAGUACUUGCAGUAUCCAGGGUACAUGGUUCCACAAGCUCCCAUGCAGCCCGUCGACUACAGUCGGAUGUUCAACCCCCAUAUCGCUUCUGCGACCUAUGACAUCCAGUUCCGACACCACUUUCAGCAGCAGGCCCGUGUUCGGCGAACAACCGCCUGUUCUGAAGCUCAAACCGAUCCGUGUGACGCAAUCCACAAGCUGAUUGACGGCCUAGACAGGCUUGCGACCACUAAGAUCCCACCUGGCGACAGGGGGCACAUGCCUAACUCCGACCUGACGCUAACCUCUAACGUGAGCGUGUCUCCUGCUUCCUCUGGGACAAUGUCUGGGGAUGUGGAAGCGGAACCAAGCGGACAGGGUAGAGCGUCGGCGCCCAGGCCUUUGCCACAAAGACAACCCCAGCCAAGUAAGAGGCAGUGGGACUACACUGUGUCCAGCAGUGUAUUCUCUGAUUCCACGUGUGCUGCAGCCUAUGAUGCGGAGUCCAGCCAGAGUUGCCUGGAUGGGCAGGCCAAGCAGGAUGUCUGGUCCGUUUGCUCUGGCACUCUGCCUAUUGACCGUGACGUACAUGAGGAUAUGCUGGAGUCUAGGCAGCAAUACCACUCUGACAAGAUCUGCCUGAACACCAGAGAACCUGGGAUAGACGGACUGCCUGGAGAACAUCCCAAACCUCUCUUGGACAAUGCAAAACAUGAAUAUGGGACCUCGUUGCAGCGACUUGAACGGAAUGGUGUUUCACCGGACCGCAAGUCCCUCGACUGUUCUUCAGGAAAAGAUGAAAUGGUUCUGCUUCUUUCCGGCUCUGAGCUGAAGGAUGCAGAAAACCUGGCCCCUGUGGUGGAAGACCUGCCUUGCCAGAUCCCUGGUAUGCCCUUCAACGGGGUAACAGUGGACACGCCGCCGAACGAUGAGCCACUAUUGUAUGUGGACUCUGUUGCGUCCAGUCUCGGGGAUCUACCCCGACGCAGCCUGCCCAUGCUUGCUAGUGCCUACUACUACAGCUACUACCCACCAGUGGCCCAGGAUCGCCAGAGUGUCCUUAGCCUGUCCAUGGAUGAGCUCUCCUCCAGGGACGAGCUCUUCACAGACGUUGAUGACCUAGACCUAAUGUCUGGCCCGGUGUACAUGGGCGGUGGGAAGCUUGCAGAGGCAGCAGGCAACACUGCUGACCUCUUGGGCAAGGAAAACCUGCAUUUUAAAUCUGAGGAAAGGUUCGCGGCUUGUUCAGAGACCUGUCUCAGCUGUGGAUUGAGCCUGGUUGGAGAACCCUGGCCUGAUGAGGCACAUGGACCCGGUAGUUAUGUGGAUCAGGAGGAAAUGGGUGACGAUUUAGAGGAAGAGGAAAAUGACUACAAUGAUGGAGAGGAGCUGCCGAGUACCUGUCAGGUUCCGACGCUCAUGAAGAAACCACAACAUCCUACAAGACUGUCUUUGCUCUCUACUCAACCGUUUUCUAAGAGGAAACCGAGGCGGAGCUGCUGUGAGGACCAUAAUGAAUGUUUGUGCCAUGAAGAGCAGGGUUUCCUCUGGAGCUCUGACUGCUGUGAGGAGCACAACGACAAUGUGAAAGCUGACAAGUAUAAAGGAAAAUUACUAAAUCCCCCGUCCAUGCUUUCGAAUGAGAAACCUUGGCGAGAGGGCAGUGUAUCGGACCAAGAUAGUUGGGGGAGUAGUGGUACCAAAUACAAACUGAAGUCUUUUAGACACGACAAUGGGUCCCAAGAAAAAAUGAGACCCCUAUGCAGAAGGCCUUCCUGCAAGACGUUUGUCCAGAGGCCCAGAAGGACCGAAUGUGACCACUGUGAGGGGUCAGAGUUCCCUUGCUCCCACAGGGGCAGAGGAACCGUGAAUAGAAGGGGCACAAGAUACUAACCUACUGUAUUUAAAGAAACUGCACUAACUUAAUAUAUUUGUGUAAAUGUAUUACCUAACAUUAUAUUCACUUGCACAAUUAAAUGCACACAAAGCACAUUGUAAUAAAUAAAGACACUCUUAAUGUUUGUAUAAGUGUUAAAAGAAAUCUAAAGGCAGCAGUUUUACCACUUGCUGUACAGUAGAUGCCUGCAUUUCCAGAGCAUAAUGAUGGGAGCCAGUUUGGACAAUUUGCUUUCAUCUUAAUUGUAGUCUGGGCUACACCCUCACUGGACUAUUGUGACUCUGGUCCCUUGCCCUGCAAACUGGACAUAUUGAGCCAGUCUAGUUUGCAGCUUCUCAAAUCAAUGUCUGUAUUUCACUGAGACUGAAGCCCAGGCAAUCUGAUUAUCAAGCAGUGGAAAUGCAGUGGCUUGGAGAUGUGAAACCAAUUGAUCUUGUUUGGCUUCAAGAGCCAGUCGAAGUUCAUGUGUCUGUUUUUAUUAUUGUGCAGAUAUUUUAAACCUUGCAGUGUAAUGUAGACAAACUGACAUUUACUUGCCUGCACAGUGUUAUUGUGUCAUUAAAAUCCCUACAUUGCA
Molecule: messenger RNA, 2774 nt
Organism: Esox lucius (northern pike)
Lineage: Eukaryota; Metazoa; Chordata; Actinopteri; Esociformes; Esocidae
Gene: buc
Product: bucky ball
Exons: 6
Coding region: 139-2193 (684 amino acids)
Source: RefSeq, a predicted model, not a curated record